AUGAUCGUCAUCUUGACAGCAAUUUUGACGUCAACUUUGACGCAGUCCACUGUGACUUACCCUACCCGCCUGACUCCAACCCUUCCGAAGCCAGUCAUACCUCGCGCGGUUAAGCUGUAUUCAUGGUCACCCAACUUGUACUACUAUCUUCACGCCGAACUAGAGUUCGACGCAAGCAUCCAGGCUGGACUCAGUCACAGUCAUGAUUCGGAGUUCCCGUUCGACCAACCAAGAUGCCCCACCACCGAGUGUGUCUGGGAUGUGGUCAGUACGCUCGGGGUCUGCGUCAAGACUUGGAACGUCACCGCAUUUUUGAAUGUGACUUAUGGGGAUGGAGAUAGCAGUCACGUCCUCAAGUUUGCUUCGCUGCCUAACGGCGCGUACUCAAACCUGAGCAUUCUCAGUUCUGGCAUGGUAAGCCUCAACAAUGGGCAGCAGCCCAUGUACACUGCCUUUGAUGAGUCAGAGAUACCCAAGACUCGAAUUUCCGAAUUCAGCAUUAUUUACUCCGUUCACAACCAAGGAGUCCGCGCCGUCGAGGCCAUGUUCUACUUUUGCAUUCAGAGAUACAACGUCUCAGUCCAUAACAACAUCGCGUCGCGAGAGCUUAUCGACGCGACGGUCGAUUCGGGUUACUUCUUGUUCAACAUAACCCAGACCUCUAGCCCGAUCAACCUCACAGGGCUCAAGGUCCCUGGAGAGCCCAACACGAAGUUCCCGUACGGCGGCAGAGUGGUGCCAUUGCUUCGGGACAGCCUUGACCACGCGCUCAACGGCACCUUCUCGCAGAUAUCGAGUCCGGGCAGUGAGCGAGGCCGAGCGCCGUCCCGGUUCUUCAGCGCCUUCGAUGAGAUGUACACCCCUGACACCAAGCACAAAAUGGGAGAUGCAGUCACUAAUAUAACGAACAACGUUGCGAGGAGCUUGUCGAACUCGCUCUCCACCGACCCAGCAAACGUGACGGGUGAGGCGUUCAUCACCGAGACUUACGUCAAGGUGCGGUGGGCGUGGCUGGCAUUCAUAUCGUCCCAGAUCGUGCUUUCAACCAUCGUGUUAGCUGUAACCAUUAUCCAGGCGAGGAAUGCUGGACUUGGAAUCGUCAAGAGCUCCACUCUUCCGGCCUUUUUCGUCAUAGACACGCACGACAGGGAGUUGUUAGAGAAUGGGAAGGGUUUGAAGAAGCAGCAGGAAGAAGUUGACGACUUGCUGAAGGAAGGUCAUGGUGUCGGCUGGAAACUUGGACUGACGGACCAUGCCCUGCCCUACAGUGACAUCGACUUCGACAUCGACGCUGAACUCGUCGCGUUCGCAGCCGAGACAGCCACCGCCUUUACCAACAUGAUCGAGAGCGGCCUCCACAUCCUCUCGUCCCUCCGCAGCCUCGAAGCCCGGCUUGCGCCAUCGACCGACUAUAUGACGACCCGCAGCCGUCUCCCUGCCUAUUCAUCCCAACUGUUAUCAUUGGUUGUCCUGGACUGCGACGGCGUUGUUGCCAGCCUGCUCUAA
Messenger RNA from Colletotrichum karsti, 1506 nucleotides. RefSeq lists its product as uncharacterized. The record is from RefSeq and is a predicted model, not a curated record. The coding region runs from base 1 to 1506 and encodes 501 amino acids. NCBI's taxonomy places the organism in Eukaryota, Fungi, Ascomycota, Sordariomycetes, Glomerellales, Glomerellaceae. The transcript has 4 exons.